AUGAUCCUCCCAUUCAUCCUUUCCGUCGUUGCAGGCGCUGUCUUCGUCUUUCUCGUCAGCUAUGGCUGGCAGUUCCUUGCCUACGUUGGCCGCGGCCUGCGCAAGUCCUGGCCGAUAACAUACAGGCCCGCACAGGACCCCAAGGACAAUCACGUUCAGAUUAUCGUGCUAGGCGACAUUGGACGCAGUCCGCGCAUGCAGUACCACGCCAUCAGCGUCGCCAAGCAUGGGAAGAAGGUGGACAUUAUUGCCUUGAAAGAAACCGCUCGCCAUCCCGAUCUCAUUGGCAACCCCAAUGCCACGCUCUACGCUAUCUCGCCUCUCCCCGAGUGGCUGGCCUGGGGCAACUUGAGUUUCGUCAUUCAGAUCCCCGGCAAGGUCAUUCACCAAUUCUGGACUCUGUACGCUACUAUGAUGUAUACCGCGCCUGCUGCUGAAUGGAUUAUCAUCCAGAACCCUCCCUCGAUUCCGACUUUCCAUGUGGCUCUGUUUGUCGCUUGGGUCCGUGGAAGCAAGGUCAUCAUUGACUGGCACAACUACGGCCACACCAUCCUCGCUCAAAAAGGCAAACUCUAUGCGCCUCUUGUGCCUCUCUACCGCUGGUACGAGUUCUUCUUCGGACGUCGCCUCUGCAACGUCAAUCUGGCCGUUACCGAUGCCAUGACCAAGCAGCUGCAAGCCGGCAAACUCAAUCUCAGCAAGCCCGUCCACACCCUGCACGACCGACCAGCCGCCAUUUUCCAACCCAUUACGUCGCGCAAAGAGCGAGAGGAGGUCCUCAUGCGCAUCCCAGAGACACAGUCCCAGGCACAGGAUAUUCUCGACGGCAAUGUCCGAUUGAUUGUCAGCAGUACCUCCUGGACUGCCGACGAGGACUUUAGCAUCCUCCUCAGCGCUCUUGUCACCUACGCUGGCCCUCGAGAGGUAGAUGACAAGAGCGAGCCCGCCUCGCCCAUUCUCGCCAUUAUUACGGGCAAGGGUCCUCAAAGACCAAUGUACUUGGAGAGGAUUAAGCAGCUCACCGACAGCGGACAGCUUCCUGGCGUUAAGGUCGUCACUGCUUGGCUGUCGAACCGCGACUACGCUCAGCUCUUGGCGGCCGCUGACCUCGGCAUCUCCCUCCACAAGUCUUCCUCUGGCGUCGAUCUGCCCAUGAAAGUUGUCGACAUGUUCGGUGCCGGUCUCCCUGUGGUCGCCUACUCCAAGUUUGAGAGCUUCAGCGAGCUCGUCAAGGAGGGCGUCAAUGGUUGCGGCUUUGAGACUGCAGCUGAGCUUCACGUGCUCUUUAAGAGGCUCUUGGCCGGCGACGGUGCCGAGGAGCUCGCAACCCUCAAAAAGGGAGCUACCAAAGAAGGCUCCCUGCGCUGGAAUGAAGAAUGGGACCGUGUAGUUGCUCCCAUUGUUGGCCUCGGAAAGGGUCAAGUGGCCUUGUAA
Akanthomyces muscarius is the source of this 1434-nucleotide messenger RNA. RefSeq lists its product as uncharacterized. Bases 1 to 1434 code for a protein of 477 amino acids. Gene Ontology annotation, cellular component: endoplasmic reticulum. NCBI's taxonomy places the organism in Eukaryota, Fungi, Ascomycota, Sordariomycetes, Hypocreales, Cordycipitaceae. The transcript has 3 exons. Gene Ontology annotation, molecular function: mannosyltransferase activity. The record is from RefSeq and is a predicted model, not a curated record.